Molecule: messenger RNA, 692 nt
Organism: Glycine soja
Lineage: Eukaryota; Viridiplantae; Streptophyta; Magnoliopsida; Fabales; Fabaceae
Product: peamaclein-like
Exons: 2
Coding region: 166-432 (88 amino acids)
Source: RefSeq, a predicted model, not a curated record
GCUCACUCUCCCACAACACAUCCUAAAUAAGCAUCAUAAAUUCAUAGUCUUUCGGUCCUUCCUUCCUUCCUCUGCUCUAGUGUAUGCCACUCUGGUUAAUUAUCAUACCCCCUUCUAGGCAUAGUUCUUCUCCCUCUGUUCUCUAUUCUACACUGUGAAACCCAGAUGAAGGUAGCAUUUGUAGCUGUUCUACUUAUUUGCCUUGUCCUAAGCUCCUCCUUGUUCGAGGUGUCAAUGGCCGGUUCUGCUUUCUGCUCCUCCAAGUGCGCGAAGAGGUGUUCUAGGGCUGGGAUGAAGGACAGGUGCACGAGGUUCUGCGGGAUUUGCUGCAGCAAGUGUAGGUGUGUGCCAUCUGGGACUUAUGGGAACAAGCACGAGUGCCCUUGCUACAGAGACAUGAAGAACUCCAAGGGCAAGCCCAAAUGCCCUUGAUUGUUAAUUUCACCAUGCAUCAACUUCAAUCUCAAACCUUUGAAUCCUUCACUCUUGCUAGCUGAUUAAGUUUUCUACCUUUAUAAUUAUUGUGUUUGUGUAUUUAUAUAAAGAGAAAAAUUUGGUCACUUUAGUUGAAUCGGGUAUGCAUGAUAUACAUGAGUGGGAAUAAAUCGUGGUCUUCUUUGUCCACCUGUGAAUUUGGUCUGUCUUAAUAAAAGUGAAUUCUCCUGAUAGUAUUUGUUUGGAAAUUGUGAAAA